CCCGUGAGCUCUCGGUGCCCCCAGCCCCUUUGGCCGCCGCCGCCGCGAUGCUGCCCUGGAGACGCAACAAAUUCGUGCUAGUGGAGGACGAGGCCAAGUGCAAGGCGAAGAGCCUGAGUCCGGGACUCGCCUACACGUCGCUCUCCAGCUUCCUGCGCUCCUGCCCGGACCUGCUACCCGACUGGCCGCUGGAGCGCCUGGGCCGCGUGUUCCGCAGCCGGCGCCAGAAAGUGGAGCUCAACAAGGGACCGACCUACACCGUGUGGUACCUGGGCAACGCCGUCACCCUGCACGCCAAGGGCGACGGCUGCACCGACGACGCCGUGGGCAAAAUCUGGGCGCGCUGCGGGCCGGGCGGGGGCACCAAGAUGAAGCUGACGCUGGGGCCGCACGGCAUCCGCAUGCAGCCGUGCGAGCGCAGCGCCGCGGGGGGCUCGGGGGGCUCCGGGGGCCGCCGGCCGGCGCGCUACCUGCUGCCGCGCAUCACCUACUGCACGGACGGGCGCCACCCGCGCUUCGCCUGGGUCUACCGCCACCAGGCGCGCCACAAGGCCGUGGUGCUGCGCUGCCACGCCGUGCUGCUGGCGCGGGCGCACAAGGCGCGCGCCCGCCGCCUGCUCCGCCAGACCGCGCUGGCGGCCUUCAGCGACUUCAAGCGGCUGCAGCGCCAGAGCGACGCGCGCCACGUGCGCCAGCAGCACCUCCGCGCAGGGGGCGCCGCCGCCUCGGUGCCCCGCCCGCUGCGCCGGCUGCUCAACGCCAAGUGCGCCUACCGGCCGCCGCCCGGCGAGCGCGGCCGUGGGGCCCCGCUCAGCAGCAUCCAGGAAGAGGACGAGGAGGAGGAGAGACGGAGAGGGAGCGCGGAGGAGCGCGAGCGGCCGAGUGCUCAGCUGGCCCGGGAGCUGAGGACGUGCAGUGCGGGGCGCCCGGCGCCGCCGCCGCCGGCGCAGCCCCGCCGGAAGGCGGGCCCCAGGGAGCGGGCGGGCCAGGCGCGCUGA
This is a messenger RNA of Lynx canadensis (Canada lynx), 998 nucleotides long. RefSeq names its product family with sequence similarity 43 member B (gene FAM43B). NCBI's taxonomy places the organism in Eukaryota, Metazoa, Chordata, Mammalia, Carnivora, Felidae. The record is from RefSeq and is a predicted model, not a curated record.